Molecule: messenger RNA, 6360 nt
Organism: Zonotrichia albicollis (white-throated sparrow)
Lineage: Eukaryota; Metazoa; Chordata; Aves; Passeriformes; Passerellidae
Source: RefSeq, a predicted model, not a curated record
CAUCUCCUUAAUAAACAGCCAGCUCUGCAGGUAGCCAGGCUGCAUCUGGGGCCAAGUCAGCCAAAACACAGCGUUAAGCACCUUCCCCUCUGCCCUCCCAGGCCUGGGUGUAGGUCCUGGUAAGCAAUGGCAGCACGUGUUGCUGUUUGUUGUCUUCACUGGCUGGUUCUCUGCUGGAAGAAAGGGAUAUUCCAUGAAACCAGCAGUCACUGCCAGCACAAGGAGGGUACUUGCAAAAUGACCCUGAAAUUGCCCCAGUGCAGGGAAAUGCACUGGCAAAGGAAAGAUGCAGCGGGUUCAGGGUGCCAGGGUGCCAUGUUCCUUCUUGGACCAGCACAGCACCUCAUUUCAGCUCCCCGCUGGGAUAUAGGGGCUGGGGGCCACUGUGACCCUCCACAGGUGUUGCUUUGCAGGGUGGUGUGGCAGUGCUGGGGGUGGCACCGUGCUCCGUGGGAGCCCUGGUCCUGAGCUGACUCUCCUUGCUGCAGAGGAACCCAAGGGACGCUGGCAGGGGGCACUCCCUGUCUUGGCUCCGGACGUGCAUCCCAUCAGUUUGGCAGGGCACAGGUACGGCUGGAUGACGGCUGAGGAUGUGCUAUGGAGCCGGGAUUCAACUGCUCUGAGCUCUGCGAUGGCAGCUCCAGCUUUGGCAGCCAGGAGCAGCAGCAGCGGGCCCUGCAGGAGCUCUGCACUGUGACAGUGACAUCGUUUGACCACAGUAUGAAGAGCUCCCCAUCCUUCUCUGCUGGUCUCCUGGGAGUUGUGUGGACAUUCCUGACUGGAGGAGUCCUGCUAGCACUCUUCUUUUUCAUCUUCACUAUUCGCUUCAGGAAAAACAGGAUUGUGAAGAUGUCCAGCCCCAAUCUCAACAUUGUGACCCUGCUGGGCAGUGGCUUGACUUACACAAGUGCUUACCUCUUUGGGAUUCAGGAGCAGAGCCUGCCAUCUGGAGACUCAAUGGAAAAGCUAAUUCAGGUGAGGCUGUGCCUGCUGUGUGUGGGGACCUCGCUGGUGUUCGGGCCUGUGCUGGGCAAGAGCUGGAGGCUCUACAAGGUGUUCACCCAGCGGGUGCCCGACAAGCGCGUGAUUAUCAAAGACCUGCAGUUGCUGGCCAUGGUGGCAGUGCUGGUGCUGGCAGACACUGUCUUGCUCUUGACCUGGGUGUUCUCUGACCCAGUCCAGUGCUUCCGAAGCCUCAGCGUCUCCCUGCGGGCCACAGAGAAAGGCAUGACGUGCUCCGUGAGCCGGGUGCAGUCCUGUGCAUCGCUCUAUUCUGAUCUUUGGCUUGUUCUCAUUUUGGGCUUUAAGAGCAUCCUCCUGCUGUAUGGGACCUACUUGGCCGGUCUGACCGACAAUGUCAGCUCCUCUCCAGUGAACCAGUCCUUGACACUCAUCGUCGGGGUCAACCUGGUUUUCCUGGCUGCUGGUACCAUCUGCUUAGUUCACCGUUUCUUCCGUGCUUGGCACAAUCUGCUGUUUGGUUUUACCUCUGGAGGCAUCUUUGUGUGUACAACCACCAUCAACUGCUUCAUCUUUGUCCCACAGCUCAAGCAGUGGAAAGCCUUUGAAGAGGAAAGCCAAACCAUGAGCCACAUGGCAAAAUAUUUCACCAGCCCGAGCAGGAGCUGCCGCUCAGUGUACAGCGAGGAGCAGCUCUACCAGCUCAUAGGGGAGAAAAACUCUAUGAAGCGGCUGCUCACCGAGAAAAACGCCGUGAUCGAAAGCCUGCAGGAGCAAGUGAGCAGCGCCAAGGAGAAGCUGAUGAGGCUGAUGUCUGCGGAGAGUGGCUGCGACCCCCGUAUGCUGCCAGCAGCUCCCUGCACCUGGAGCUCAGGGCAGCCUGGGGAUGCACCAGGGGACUGCUGCCCCCCAGAUCCAGGGAGGGAUGGGUGGCAGCCCCCCUGCUUGCUGGGUUCAUCACCUCCUAGCAGCAAUGCUCAGGCUCUCCAGAAAGAUGCAACCCAGGAGCCUGUUUGCACUCAGGUGCUGCUUUUUAAUGGAGGGGACAGCAUUGAACGUGGCCUGAAAGAUCUCCAGGAGUGUGGGACACCUGCAGUGCAGGAGCAGCCUCUGGAGCAGCUGCCAGGCCAGGACAAUUCAGCUGGUGUAGCCUGGGAGUCGUCCCCCAAAAUCAGCUAUGUAAACAGCGAGAAGCUGUGGGAAAUCUUGCAAGAGUUAAGCCUGGAUGGCAAAAACCACAGCCCAGCCUUAUCUGCAGGACCCCCACUCGGCAACCGGGGCACCUCAGGCGAGCAGGGAGAAACAUGGGCAGGCCAGGAGGGCUACCCGGGCAUCCACACAGCCCUCAGCCCCUACCUGGCAAGGCUUCAACGCAGGAUCCCAUUGCCCCCUGCCUCCACACGCUUCCCUGGACACGUAUCCCCUCGUGCCAGCUGCAGGGUGAAGGAGGUGGGCAGCUGGGGCCGUGGGGAGUCAGCUCAAAACUCCCUGGGAAAGGGAGGGGACACGGCUGGCAGAGGGCUCCUUCACGGCCCAGCACCGUCCCCUGCAGCCAUCCCGAGGGAGGCCAGCCUCCAGCCAGAGGGGUGGCAGGGAUGGCCCAGGGUGCCUCCGGGAUGCCAGGGUGCCUCACCGAGCAUCCCGCAGGAGCGGCGGCGGCGGCAGGGCACGCCCAGGAGCCCCGCGGAGCCCUCCCUGCGCUCGCUGUACUAUUACCCAGACUCUGACUCCAGCAGCAGCAGCAGCUCUGAGGAGGUGUUUCAUGGCUGCCACCGACCCUGCUGCGAGGUUUGCUUCCAGAGCCCUCGUGGCUCCCUGGACAGCAGCAGCACGGACACGGACACAGAGCCCAGUGACUGUGAGGAUCACCAGACAGAGCACCACGGCGGCCCCCAGCCUGUGGUGAAUUUCAAAGAGGAUCUGAAACCCACUUUCGUGUGACUGGGAGCACCCCUGCUCCCAAGGCAAGUGCCUUCCCACCCCCAAAACACUGCGUGUUCUCUGCAAUGCUAAAGCCACAGAUCCCUCUGGGGAAUGUGCCUUGUUCUGGAAUGCGGGGAUUUGCCCCAUUCUGAUCUGCAGUGUCAGCCCCAGCCUGGUCAGCCGUGCCUGCAGCCUGAGUUUGGCUGAGAGGGGCUUGGCAGCACUCAGGGAGGUGGCGGUGGCCUUGUCCUGGCUGCUCUGGGCAGCAGCCUGUGUCCCACAGGUAGCAGCAGUUCUGUCCAUCCUGGUGCCAGCAGUGCAGAAACCGGGCUGGGGGUGUGUGAGAGCCCAAACUUCAUCUCCUCAGAGAGCUUUCCCUGUGAGACCUUGCUCUGGCAGGGAGCAGCAUCCUGCCUCAGAAACAACCAUGGCUUCUUGCACACCUCUCCAUAUGGACUGACAGGAGACUCCUUCCCCUGAGGCUGCCCAGGCAGAGCAUCCCCCUGGCAUCACCCCAGCUGGGGAUGGGAGAUGGAUGCCAGAAGCAGCUGCAGGCGGCCCUGCACCUGGGGUGUGCUGCUGCCAGGCAAAACAAGGACUUUGGAAGGGGGGGUGCACAGCAAACUUUUGGGUUUUGGUGGGGUUUUUUUUUUUUGUAGCAUCUGAAUGGGAAAAUUGAGUCCAAAGGUGAUGUCUGUGGAGGUGUCUUUGCAUUUUGUGUUCUUCAGGUGCAUCGUUGUAGGUGGGACUCAGGUCAGAGCUGAAGGGAAAGACAAGGCCAUUGUAAAGGAGGAUCUGAAAAGGGGGUUCUUUUUUUACCUUGAUUUCUGGAUCUUGUGCCCUUCUGUCUGUCUUUGUAUGGAUGAUAUAGUCUGGAAUAAGGUUUGUUUAAAUUAAUAUGCUCUGUUUAAUUUUUAUCUUAGAAACACCAAGAACAGUGUGUGUGCCUUUUUGGGAUAUUUAUUGUGGCAUUUGAGCUUAUCGUUGCUUCCACAGGAGUUCAGGAUGCUGAGACCUGAUGCCCAGUGCAAUAUAAACCUUCUGGAGAAGGGCUUUAUUAAAAAAGCAGGUGUCAGAGGAAUCCCAGAGCUGGUUUUGAACAAAGCAUGUUAGCACUGCCCUCUCCAUUAGCCAAAUGAUGAAAUCCCUCACUUCUGUCUCUUCACUGGUGUGACCUUUUUUUCCCCUGUUGCCUCUGCAGUUUUCCAAGCUUGCAUGUAGGGGCAAAUCAUCAAACUCAGUAAUCUUAUGAGGAACAAUAUUCCCACAGUCCCUGUUUGCUUUUAAAAUGGAAACACCCCAGAGUGUAAUCCUUUUUUUUUUUUUUGUCACUUUUUUGCUAAUAGAAACCGUUCUCUUUCAGUUUUGUCUGAGCACUUGUGGCUCUGGCAUGGGAGAAGUGCACUGACUGGAGAGUCCCCUGCGUGUGCAGGGCAAACCCGGGGCUGGCGGCUCCCUGCAGUGGGACUGGGGAUCUGCUCGGGAUCUCUGUGCCCGUGCCCUGCAGCCGCCUGCAGUUCUGCAGCGCUCGCAGCAGGUGCUGCUGCUGCCACGCCGGGCGUGCCGGCAAACGCCGAGGACAUCCACGGCAUCGCCACGCUGGGACAAGGCGGGGAGACAAGCGCGCUCCAGGGACCCUAUUAAAUGUGGAUCAAAACCUCUCCCCACCCACAAACGUGUUUAGAAUAACACUUUGCUCUGGGGCUGGGAAAUACUGCAGCACAGUUAAAGCAAAAGAUCAACCAUGAACCCACCUGGAAGCGGCUGAUAUAAAAAUUAACUUUAAAUCCACUGGUGAAUGCAGAAAAACUCUCCAGAGGACUUUGAACCUAGGGUUUGUUUGGAAACUCACUGCUGGAAUUUGAGGUCGUUGCUUUUCUGUGCAGUGACCAGCAGCCACCACCUGAAAACUACACAGCCCGUGAAUGCACCUACUGAGAAGGCCAAGAGCCCUGUGGUUUGUGUCAUAAAUAGUGUGCCCAGCAGGACCAGGCAGUGAUCAUCCCCCUGUAUUCAGCACUGCUGAGGUCACAGCUCCAAUCUUGUGUUCAGUUUUGGGCCCUUUCCUUGCUGACUGCUGUUUAGGAGAAGGGUCAUGUCAAAGCCAGGAUGAGAUCUCUCUCCAUGCCUGCUUGGUGGGCCUUGGCAAGAGGCAGGAAGGUAAGGAAGCCCUGAGGCUCUUGUGCCACAACCACCUGCCAUGGCUCAGUCUGCCUCUGUUACCCCCUCAGCCUGCCACUGCUUAGGAAAUAAAAAAAUUGAUUGUGAUUCAGUUGCCUAGUAAAAGAAAAAAGAAAAGAGAAAGAAAAGAGGAAAAAAGAUGAAUAAGAGCUUUGUUAGCUAUGGAAGAGAGGGAUUAUGACAGGCUCUCUGGCAUGGGAGUGCUCACCAUUGGUGUGGAGGUUUCCCCACUGCCUCCUGUUGGCAUUCGCCGCUGGGAUCUCUGGGAGCUUUUUGCUCUGGUCUUUGAUACUGGGUGCAGUUAUGAGAAUAAUGAGUAUUUGAAAGUACUGCAGGAGAGAGAACCUUCUGGUGUCCUUUGCCUAGAGUAACCAGACUGUGCAAUCCCUGGACACAGUGGUGCCACAUCUGUGUGGAGACACUCUGUGGCUCAGUGGGGAGCAGAAGUCAGGGGCCCUACAACUCCAAGUAGCCUGUGCUGCAGGUUUUGAGGAGGUGAGGGAGCACCCACAUCUGUACAUGACCUCCACAGGUCUGGAAGAAGCUCCAGAAAAGUUUUCCUUGAGUCGUCUGGCAGCCAUGAUGGCUGUGGAGAAGUGCUCUCCUCCUGAGCAGCUUUGCUGUCCUGAGCCAAGAAACCAGGCCUAUCUCUUCCCUUGUCUGGUUUUUCAGGGCUGUCCUCUUGGCCUCUGCCUGCAGCUCUGCACUGCUGAAUUGCCAGCUGCUGCUGUUACCCCAAGGUCUGCGCUUGCAGCCACUUGAGAGACACCAAACCCAUCAGUGUAAGCUGCAUCCUGAUUGCUGGCCUUGUGCUCAGGCAGAAAGUGCUUGGGGAACUCCAUGGAGACAGGGAAAAAAUACCAUCGAAAGAAUUGUGGAUGCUGGCAUGACAGAACUGUGGACGGCUCAGUGUGCACUGCAGGGACUUUCUGCUGCAUGACACGGUCAUGCCCUAUGGACCUGAUCGAUCCCGGCACACACCUGGCUGGGCAAGUGCAGGGAACACUGCCACAGGCUUCCAAGAGUUUCUUUCUCUCAUGGACACUGUAUUGAAGCUGCUGGAGCACAUUCACCUCUCAGUGUUUACAGUGGGGUUCUUUGCUUUCACACUCACACCACCACCUUUCCCCUGUGCAGAGGUGCAUGGAGCUGAGCUGGUUUUCUUCUAACUCAGGCAUCCGUAGCUGCGUGCUUUGUGCUGCCAGAGCACAACCAUUUACGUAAGGUUUGUUGGGUUUUUUUUGUCCUGGAAAUUCUUGCAGACAGGAUGGGUACGAGGGACUUUGUCCUGCCAGG